GAUCUGUGAUUACAACGAGUGUUACAAACGAUGCAAAAGUCAAACACAGAUUGACGUCAUUUAUGAUUACAAUAAUUUCGGCAAAACAUGAAUCCACAGAACGUUACUCCCGAUGACUCUCUUCUGGUUCAGUACUUCCAGUCCGUGGACACCGACCGAUCCGGGAUUAUCAAUGCAUUGGAACUGCAGAAGGCUCUGUCCAACGGAUCAUUUGAAGCGUUUGAUUUGCAAACUAUCCAUUUAAUGAUUGCAAUGUUUGAUAAGACAAAGUCUCGAAGUAUAGAUUUGGACGCAUUUCGCAAUUUAUGGCAAUACAUAACUAAUUGGUUGAAUUGUUUUCAGUCUUACGAUUUGGACAAAUCUGGUCAAAUUGAUGUCCGCGAACUGAAACACGCGCUCACAUCGUUUGGUUACCGAUUUAGUGACCAGUUUUACGAGAAACUGAUGACUCGAUUCGAACAAAUCAUACAUUUCGACGACUUUAUUAAGAUUUGCAUUCAUUUGCAGUCUUUGACGGAUGAGUUUCGCCGAUUGGACACAGAUUUAGACGGAAUGGUUACUCUUUCUUAUGAAAACUUUGUUUCUCUUGUUUUUAAUUCAGUUCUCAGUAAAUGAAAUGCUUUUGUAAUAAAGUCUCGCUUUUCUAACAAUUUUCUAACAUUUAAUUCAAAACUCAUUAAACAAAUCCUUAAAGU
Messenger RNA from Oppia nitens, 695 nucleotides. RefSeq names its product programmed cell death protein 6-like. The record is from RefSeq and is a predicted model, not a curated record. Lineage: Eukaryota; Metazoa; Arthropoda; Arachnida; Sarcoptiformes; Oppiidae. Gene Ontology annotation, molecular function: calcium ion binding. The transcript has 2 exons. The coding region runs from base 88 to 615 and encodes 175 amino acids.